CGGAGUAUAAAGAAAGUAUCAGUGUAGAGAGAGAGAGAGAGGAUCACUAUCACUCUAUCAGAUCGCUGGUCAUUAUGAUUAUGGAGUACUUUUGCCAGUAAGGGAAAGUACAUGCACAAAAGCAGUAACAUUUCCCGUGAGAAACUCACCCACCACCGCCAUUGUCACCUUCCAUUCACGCACUUUGCUCAGUCCCAGGAAAAAAAAAACAACUUUUUUUCCUUGAUUCUCAGUUCGGAAAAAAAUUAGCAUAAACUGGGAGGUGUAAUUUCUUGGUUGGAUGUUAUAGAGAGUGAACUGUGAUGGAUGCCUAUUGUGCAACUUUGAAAUCCACCACUCACUUGCCAAGGGAGAAUGAGUUAUGGGGGAAGAGGAUGAUAAACAACAGUGUUUUGGUGAACCCGUUUGGGAAAAGUUUGAAACUUGAAAGAAAUGGAAGGAAGAUUAAGCCUGGGGUUGCUUUCUCUGUUCUCACUAGAGAAACUGGGAAAGAGACUCUGACUGUAGAAGCUCCAAGACUGGAGAGAGUGAGGGCAAACCCUAAAAAUGUGGCUGCCAUCAUACUGGGAGGGGGUGCAGGGACACAACUAUUUCCACUUACCAACAGAGCUGCAACUCCUGCUGUUCCGGUUGGAGGAUGCUAUAGGAUGAUAGACAUCCCGAUGAGCAACUGCAUCAACAGCGGAAUUAACAAGAUUUUCGUGUUGACUCAAUUCAAUUCUGCCUCUCUCAACCGCCACAUUGCCCGCACCUACUUUGGCAAUGGUGUGAGCUUCGGAGAUGGAUUCGUCGAGGUUUUAGCAGCAACUCAGACAUCGGGAGAAACGGGAAUGAAAUGGUUUCAAGGACCUGCAGAUGCUGUUAGGAAAUUUACAUGGGUAUUUGAGGAUGCGAAGAAUAAGGACAUCGAGAAUAUACUUAUUCUGUCUGGCGAUCAGCUUUACCGAAUGGAUUACAUGGACUUGGUUCAGAGCCACCUGGACCGCAAUUCUGAUAUUACUCUUUCUUGCGCACCUGUUGGGGAUAGCCGAGCGACAGACUAUGGGCUGGUGAAAAUUGACCACAGGGGCAAAGUUGUCCAGUUUCACGAAAAACCGAAAGGUGCUGAUCUAGAAGCAAUGCAAGUAGAUACUACUCGACUGGGAUUGUCUCCCGAAGAUGCCAAGACAAAUCCUUAUAUUGCUUCGAUGGGGUUAUAUGUAUUUAGGAGAGAUCUUUUGUUGAAGCUCCUAAGUUGGAUAUAUCCCACUGCCAAUGACUUUGGCUCUGAAAUCAUUCCCGCAGUUAUCACAGAACACAAUGUUCAAGCUUACUUCUUCAAAGACUACUGGGAAGACAUUGGAACGAUAAAAACUUUCUACGAUGCUAACUUGGCCCUUGCUGAAGAGUUUCCAAAGUUCGAGUUCUAUGAUCCAAAGACGCCUUUCUAUACAUCUCCUCGAUUCCUACCACCAACCAAAAUCGAUAACUGCAAGAUCAAAGACACCAUAAUCUCUCACGGGUGUUUCUUGCGAGAGUGUAUUGUGGAACACUCGAUUGUUGGUGAGAGGUCACGGUUAGAUUUCGGUGUUGAGCUUAAGGAUACGUUAAUGAUGGGGGCAGAUUAUUACGAAACAGAAUCUGAAAUUGCAUCUCUUCUGGCUGAUGGAAAAGUGCCAAUUGGGAUUGGACAGAACACAAAAAUUAGCAACUGCAUUAUUGACAAGAAUGUAAGGAUAGGGAAAGAUGUGAUUAUCGCGAACAAAGAUGGAGUUGAAGAAGCAGAUCGGCCCGAGGAAGGGUUCUACAUUAGAUCCGGGAUUCCGGUUAUAAUGGAGAAAGGAGUGAUCAAAGAUGGAACAGUCAUAUAAUAUGGUUGGAGAAACAUUAAUCUGCAGAGAAUUAUGUUUCCAUCUAGGAUAGCUGAGGUUUUUCAUCUCCAGAAAACCAAGUUUUGUGCAUUCUUUCCAGUGUACAAGUACAAGUCAGAUAUAUUUAUGGUUUUCUCUUUCUUUUUGGUUGUAAAAUUAUCCAAAUUUAUAUGAAGAAUAAAUAAUCCAGCUUUAGUUGACAAAGCUAAAAAAUGCCCAGCUUGACAA
Messenger RNA from Ipomoea nil (Japanese morning glory), 2078 nucleotides. RefSeq names its product glucose-1-phosphate adenylyltransferase large subunit 1-like. Bases 303 to 1850 code for a protein of 515 amino acids. The transcript is spliced from 16 exons. Gene Ontology annotation, molecular function: glucose-1-phosphate adenylyltransferase activity. NCBI's taxonomy places the organism in Eukaryota, Viridiplantae, Streptophyta, Magnoliopsida, Solanales, Convolvulaceae. The record is from RefSeq and is a predicted model, not a curated record. Gene Ontology annotation, biological process: glycogen biosynthetic process.